This is a messenger RNA of Colossoma macropomum (tambaqui), 3587 nucleotides long. RefSeq names its product family with sequence similarity 222 member Bb (gene fam222bb). The record is from RefSeq and is a predicted model, not a curated record. Bases 163 to 1995 code for a protein of 610 amino acids. NCBI's taxonomy places the organism in Eukaryota, Metazoa, Chordata, Actinopteri, Characiformes, Serrasalmidae. The transcript has 3 exons.
CGCCGUCCGGCUGCGGUCAGUGACUAAGCGACGCUUCACCGAGGCGACUGGCGAUGCAGGAGAAAAUCAACAAAAUGCAGUUUUGAGACUCGAACGCGUCGCUUUAAAGAUAGAGAUGUGAUGAGGAGUGAGCGUCGGAUGUUGCAUUAGUGCCUGUGUGUCAUGCUGGCCUGUCUGCCGGUAUCAACCCCCUCUCUCCAGUUUCUCACCCACACGCAGAUGAACACUGGACUUCAGAAAUGGGACACUACGCAGAAGAUGAGAUCUGCACAGUAUCCAACCCCAGCGGAAUUGGAUGCGUAUGCUAAGAAAGUUGCCAAUAACCCACUGACUAUAAAAAUCUUCCCCAGUAGCGUGAAAGUACCUCAGAGAAAGCAUCUCCGGCGUACAGUGAACGGUCUUGACACAUCCAGUCAGCGAUACAGUCCUUACCCAUCUCAGGUCAGCACCAGGACAGGCCUCUUGGCCAUAGUCAAAGUUCCUGUUAAAGGAAUCCUCAAGGAGUUUGAAGGCGGCCGAGCCCGCUUCCUCCCCAAGAUCGUCAUGAACCCGCAGAGUGGACCCUACGGCACUCCAAGCACUUUAAACCUGCCUCAGACUGUUCCCCGCAUGCAGGCACUCUCCCAGCCACAGCUGUUGGCCCAGAAGAGCCUCGCCCACCCUCAGAGCUUGCAGGCCCAGCAGGCCCUUCCCCAUCCCCAUACGAUGCAGCAGCAGAAGGUCCUAGCUCAUCCUCCCAGUUUACAACAGCAGCAAAGCCUGGGCCAUCAGCAGACUGUCCAUCCUAGCCUGGCUAGCCAGCAGCCUGCGCCUCAUCAUACUCUCAACCACCAACACGCCCUCGUGCAACAGCAGCAGCAGCACCACCAGUCAGGUUCACAGGGCCUCCGGCACCUUCCUGACAUGACUCAGUCAGCCUGCCUGCAGCACGCCCAGGGUUUCCCCCAAUCUCAGCAGGUUCCUCAAGCCACUGGUGCAGGCCCUCCAGCCUCCAGUGGCGUCAUGCAGCCACUGCAGCACCCACCAGGCAUGCAGGUUCCUGGCAAGCUCCCUGAUGCUGAUGCCCCUCCUAAUGUGACUGUGUCUACCUCAACUAUCCCGCUGUCUAUGGCUGCCAGCCUGCACCAGAACCGGCCCGGCGACCUGAACAGUAUCGUGCACCAGAUCAACCAGUUCUGCCAGGCCCGGGCUGGCGUGAGCGCUACCUCCGUGUGCGAAGGACAGAUUGCCAACCCCAGCCCCAUCAGCCGCAACCUGCUCAUUAACGCCAGCUCCAGAGUGUGCACCCACAACCCUCUACCCUCUUGCGCCCUCAGUAACACUUCAGACAAAGCUGGCCCCGUUCCUGCUCUAACACUGCCUAACAUGGCCGCCAUGAACAGGAUGCCUGCUUAUCAUGAUUUGAAGCAGCAGCAGGCCCAGCCUCAGUUGCCACAGCAACAACAACAACUUCAGCAGCGCUCAUGGAACCAGCAGCAGCUGGCUCACCUCCAGCCCCUGCAGGACGGAGCCCACCCCAGCAAGAAUCCACCCAGAGACGUGCCUGGCUUCCCCACCAAGAGCAUGAGUUACCCACAGGACGCAUGCAUGGGCCAGCCAUUUAGUCUGAAGCCCCUCAUAGACAAGCCCACACCCUCACCCCCAGUCAGUGCCAUGCCAGGGGCCAUGAAUUACAGCAAUGGGCACUACAUGCAGCCUCCAUGGAACAGCAUCUUGCCGACGCCAAACAGUGACAGCUCAGGGUCUCAGGACCUGGCUAUUCCAUUCCACGGGGGCCUUUCAGGGGCCUCCAUAGACUGCACCCCUGGUGCCCAGUACAGAACCGGGGCUGGUGCCUCGGGCCAGACAAACGUGAUGCAAACCAUGGAGUAUGUGGGCGGAGAUUUCCAGGCACCCUGCUUCCGAGAGCAGAAUGCGGCCAUGAUGAAGAUGCGCAGGCCUCCAGAUACAGGCGACAGUCGAAAUGUACAUAUUCAUCACCCAGGGUACAGAUGAGCUGCGGCCUGCUCAGACUAGUCAUCGUUCAGUGUUAGCCUCGAUGUAAGGAACCUAUCCCUGCUCCUCCUUUUUUGUUUCCAGUCUUGCAAGUGAUCUACUGAAUGUUUUCCACAUUUAUGGUAUUUUUCCAGAUUUCUUUUGACUGCUACAAAAAACCAUCACUAUACUCCUCUUAACUGUGUGCAAGCUUCCACUUGGCUCUUCUGAUUGUGUAGAUUAGAUUAAGAAGUAGCCUGUGUUGGCAUGUAUUUAUUUGCAUUUAAAGAGCACGCAACCAUAAUGGCAUCAUCGCAGUUGAUGAAAGCAGCGUCCGUUCUUUUCUGUGUGAGCUCAGCAUUCUCGUCUAGACUUACUCAGCUGACCUUUUCAGCUAGAUGUUCUCCUCUGGUUGCUUCCACAGACAUGGUUUUUGCUCAAGACAGUAUAUGGUUAGCAUAUAACAUGGUGUUAUAUUAUUUCUGUAGAGGUGUAUCAGUUAUUUUGGUGUAGUUUACUUAAUUUGUUUUUAAAGAAGUGCUAAUACUGACAGGCCACACUCACUGUUCACUGAAGAGAUUCUUUGGGGUGCCAUGUUUCUGAGAUGUGAGACUGUUUCUUCUGUGUUGUGAUCUGGCAUUUCUGACACAGUGAUCAGAGUUUUCCCUUUCAAUGUUUACAUGUUAGUUUGCGCUUGUAACUUUGAAUCAGUAAAAAGUGCAAAUUGACACUGGGAUAUGCACCUAUGACAAGACUGUUUCCUGAGGCUGUUGUACAUGACUUGGGCUCUUUGAUCGGACUGUUACCAUAAGGCUUUCUCAGUGUGAACCCCCCCCUUUUGUAUCAGCCAGCAUUGUGCCCUUUUGUGACUUUUGCUAGAUUUUCUGUUCUCCAAGUAUGCCAUUGGACUCAUUGUUAUUUUGUUGUAAAGUGGUGGGACGGUGCGUGCUUUGGAAAUUGUUUUGAAAUUGUUUUGUGCAGACAAGGCAUAGUUUGCUAUUUUGUAGUUUAUUUUUCUUUCCUUUUUUCCCCCUUUUGAUGCCGUUACUUGAGUUUCUAAGAAGAGGUGUUAUGUUUGUCUGUACUAGUUAAUAUUCACUACAGGUGUUUCCAACUUUUCAGGGUGUUAUGCAAAGACCAUCCUUCAUUUAUUUAAUUUCCAGAAAACGGCCAUUAAGUACAAGUUGUUUGUUUUUCAACAUCAGGGUUAAAAUAGAAAAUUCACAGGAAAUUACAUGGAAACCUCGACAACCAAUUAACAAUUUUUCAGUAUCUAUCUUGCUUUUAGUUUUUCACAAAAUCUGCAGGGAUAUUUUUCCACACUUGAAAAGUCUUAGAAGUUGGCUGCAUUUUAUGUUUCUCACAAUCCAAGUAAUCCCAAACACAUUCAGUGAUGUUGAGGUCUGGACUCUGAGGUGGUCAGGCCAUUGUUCUGAGAACACCAACAGUUUAUUUGUUGGAUUGACAUGUUUUCUUCUUUUUUGUCUAUUUCCCCUUCUCAGUAACGGCUCAUUGAAAUCUGCACAUCCUUUCAGACUCAUAAUGUUGAGUUGUCUUCUCACAGUGGAAGGAUGAACAGAAACAGCUGUGGAUUUUUCAGAUCUGAAUCAAAA